Echinops telfairi (small Madagascar hedgehog) is the source of this 792-nucleotide messenger RNA. RefSeq names its product receptor of activated protein C kinase 1-like. The record is from RefSeq and is a predicted model, not a curated record. The transcript is spliced from 6 exons. Gene Ontology annotation, molecular function: ribosome binding; translation regulator activity; protein kinase C binding. Gene Ontology annotation, biological process: positive regulation of protein phosphorylation; rescue of stalled cytosolic ribosome. NCBI's taxonomy places the organism in Eukaryota, Metazoa, Chordata, Mammalia, Afrosoricida, Tenrecidae. Gene Ontology annotation, cellular component: cytosol; nucleus. The coding region runs from base 91 to 792 and encodes 233 amino acids.
UUUCUCCGGUGAAGAGCCGCGCGAGGUGGUGUGUCGGAGCUAUCCGGUGCCAUCCUUGUCGCUGCGGCGACCCCCGCACCUGCCGCCGCCAUGACUGAGCAGAUGACCCUUCGUGGCACCCUCAAGGGCCACAACGGCUGGGUAACGCAGAUCGCUACCACGCCACAGUUCCCCGACAUGAUACUGUCUGCCUCGCGAGAUAAGACCAUCAUCAUGUGGAAGCUCACGAGGGAUGAGACCAACUAUGGCAUUCCCCAACGUGCUCUGCGUGGUCACUCUCACUUUGUGAGUGACGUGGUCAUCUCUUCUGAUGGCCAGUUUGCGCUCUCAGGCUCCUGGGAUGGAACACUACGUCUCUGGGAUCUGACAACGGGCACCACCACGCGCCGCUUUGUAGGCCAUACCAAGGAUGUGCUGAGUGUGGCCUUCUCCUCUGACAACCGGCAGAUUGUCUCUGGCUCCCGAGAUAAAACCAUCAAGCUGUGGAAUACUCUGGGAGUUUGCAAGUACACCGUCCAGGACGAGAGCCACUCUGAAUGGGUGUCCUGUGUGCGCUUUUCACCCAACAGCAGCAAUCCCAUCAUCGUCUCCUGUGGCUGGGACAAGUUGGUCAAGGUGUGGAACUUGGCUAAUUGCAAACUGAAAACCAACCACAUCGGCCACACAGGCUACCUGAACACUGUGACGGUCUCUCCAGAUGGAUCCCUCUGUGCUUCCGGAGGCAAGACUCUGUUUGCAGGUUACACAGAUAACCUCGUGCGAGUAUGGCAGGUGACCAUCGGCACUCGGUAG